AUAAUUUUUGUAGUAAAACGCCAAUCUACAGGAGUUUAAUGCUAUGAUGCCCUUGCAUUGACCUCCGCAUUGAUCAAUAUUGCUACUCAACACGCUUGUACACUAAAACUAAAUAAUAUUUGAUCGACGAGUGUAAGAUUUGAGCGGUUUACAAUUUUAGUAGCGCACACGAACUCAACUUGUACAGAUGCGAAUUUCAAAAAUCAUUCGGAAGUGUGCGAGGGUUCUUUCACGAAAUGGCUGACAAGCAACAACCAUCCAAAAUGACAGAAAGAAGGUUAGGGCAAAAUGGAAUCGUACAGCCGCUACUUACAGACCUUUAUCAGAUAACAAUGGCUUAUGCAUACUGGAAGUCGGGGAAGACAAAGGAUUACGCCGUGUUUGACUUGUUCUUCCGCAAAAACCCUUUUCAAGGGGAGUUCACGAUUUUCGCGGGUUUGGAGGAAUGUUUGAAAUUUUUGGAAAAGUUUCACUACUCGAUCAGCGAUAUUGAGUAUUUGAAACAGACUCUUCCGCCGAAUAUUGAAGAAGAGUUUUACGAGUUCUUGAGUUCGGUGUCCGCGAAGGAUGUCACUUUGUAUGCUAUUGCGGAAGGAUCAGUCGCAUUUCCUAGAGUGCCACUUAUGCGAGUUGAAGGUCCUUUAAUCAUAGUGCAAUUGCUUGAAACGACACUGCUGACUUUGGUUAAUUAUGCAAGUCUGAUGGCGACAAAUGCUGCUAGGUACCGGAUGGCGGCAGGAAACAUGAAGUUGUUCGAGUUUGGACUGCGCCGGGCGCAGGGCCCCGAUGGUGGGCUUUCAGCGUCAAAAUAUUCUUACAUAGGGGGCUUCGACGGCACCAGCAACGUAUUAGCCGGGAAACUGUUCAACAUCCCGGUGAAGGGAACCCACGCCCAUGCCUACAUCACGUCUUUUAACGGCUUCACCGACUUGCGGAACACCAUGCUGGAGCCCAAAGACGGCGCCGAGCCGCGGGACCUCCUCCAGCUGGCCCUCUCCUGGAGGACCAAGCUGGUUCCGAUCUUCAAGGUUGUGGCUUCCGAAGCGAGCGACGGCGAACUGGCCGCCCUUAUUUCGUUCGCUAUUGCCUUCCCUGACGGAUUUAUGGCCUUAGUUGACACGUAUGACGUUAAGAGGUAUCCCUCUCACAUGAAUACCACCUCCGUGUGGUCUGUCACUCUGCCCAACACCCAAUCGCAUAACGAGUACAGGAGUGGCCUUCUCAACUUUUGCUCAGUAGCGCUAGCUCUAAACGAUUUGGGAUAUCGGGCUGUGGGUAUCCGUUUAGAUAGUGGGGACUUGGCUUAUCUAUCGAAUGUCGCUCGCCAGUUUUUCUGCGAGAUUAGUGACAAGUUUAACAUUCCCUGGUUUGAGGACUUGAUGAUAAUGGCUUCCAACGACAUCAACGAGGAGACAAUCCUGAGUCUGAACGAGCAAGGGCACAAAAUCAAUUGUUUCGGGAUAGGCACCCAUCUAGUGACUUGUCAGAGACAACCAGCCCUGGGCUGUGUCUACAAGCUGGUCGAGCUGAACGGCCAACCCAGAAUAAAACUUAGCCAGGACGUCGGGAAAGUCACAAUGCCUGGACGCAAAGACGCCUAUCGCCUAUACAGCGAAAGUGGGCAUGCCCUCGUUGAUCUGCUACAAAGAUCAACGGAACCGCCCCCAGCCAUCAACGAAAAAGUCUUAUGCCGCCAUCCGUUCAUCGAGUCCAAACGGGCAUACGUUAUACCAUCACACGUCGAAAAACUUCUAACUCUUCACUGGAAAAACGGCGCCAUUUGUCAGCCUUUACCCAAUCUUCAGCAAAUAAAAGAAAGAGUGCAGGCAUCUCUAAGGACCUUAAGACCCGACAUUAAGAGAAACCUUAAUCCUACUCCUUUCAAGGUUGCGGUCAGUGACGCGCUCUACACUUUCCUUCACGACUUGUGGCUUGAAAACGCCCCAAUCGGAGAAUUAUCCUAAUCUACUUAAAAUGGAAUAGCACAGUUAAGAUAUCAAAUGCUUCAUAGUACAAAUUCAAUGUUCACAUGUUACACGUCAUUAUCAAAAGCACAAGGACCUGUCACGUAUCUUGGCUGUGAGUUGUAUUAUUUUAUUGUUACGGUAGGAGUAGCUUUAGUGGAAUGCCUUCGAUCGGCACUACGAAAUGUAUUUUAUUAACAGUUUACAUAGCAAGAAGCAUCGAAAUCACUGCAUGUUUGUACUUUCCAAAUUUUAUAGGCGACUUAUUUGAUACAGCAGUCUGAUAAUAUUUUUAUAAUUUCUCUUAGAGACCUACACAUUAUUUUGUAAUAAACCAUACAAAACGUA
This is a messenger RNA of Tribolium castaneum (red flour beetle), 2312 nucleotides long. It is a transcript of the gene Naprt, whose product is annotated as Nicotinate phosphoribosyltransferase. Gene Ontology annotation, biological process: NAD+ biosynthetic process via the salvage pathway. NCBI's taxonomy places the organism in Eukaryota, Metazoa, Arthropoda, Insecta, Coleoptera, Tenebrionidae. Gene Ontology annotation, molecular function: nicotinate phosphoribosyltransferase activity. The coding region runs from base 237 to 1964 and encodes 575 amino acids. Gene Ontology annotation, cellular component: cytosol. The transcript is spliced from 8 exons. The record is from RefSeq and is a predicted model, not a curated record.